Penicillium maclennaniae is the source of this 876-nucleotide messenger RNA. RefSeq lists its product as uncharacterized. NCBI's taxonomy places the organism in Eukaryota, Fungi, Ascomycota, Eurotiomycetes, Eurotiales, Aspergillaceae. The transcript is spliced from 2 exons. Bases 1 to 876 code for a protein of 291 amino acids. The record is from RefSeq and is a predicted model, not a curated record.
AUGGCAAUUCCUUCAAGCCCGAAGCUCGAUGGCUUCGAUGUGCUUCAAACAAAUUUCAAGCAUGUUGGAGACCAUCCCAUUCGGACCGACAUUCUCGUCCCCGAGAAGCCUCACACGGGCAAACGGCCAGUAAUUCUCCGUUUCCACGGCGGCGGUCUGAAGGAACCAGCGCCCAGAUCUAUGAAGACAUGGAAGAUUUCUGGUCCUGGCUCCACUCCCCCAUCUCUCGCGGAACUACUAGCCGCACACACUACGCCUACAGAGGUCGAUCUCGACCGCAUUCUGACCGCCGGCGAGUCCGCCGGCGGCCUGUUAAGCGUCUAUCUGGCUCUGUCGCAUCCAAACGAGAUCCGCGCCGCGACAGCCGCCUACCCGGCCGUCGAUAUAGGUUCAGAUGACUAUGGACGUCCGCGAGCGAGUCCAUGCUUUGGAAACCAUGUUCCCGAAUCAGUGAUUCAGGCGGAAGAAAGCGCUGCUCAGAUGGGGACGGCCGAGUCGUCGAUUACGAAGGAGUCUCGCAUAAGGUACAUGCUUGCCGCGUUGGAGCAUGGCAUGCUGAACCAAAUUUAUGAGCGCGGCACAGAGGGGGUUCCGCGGGAGGUGUUGUAUCCGAUGGUGAAGUUGGAGAAACCCGGGUUGGAGAUUCCGGUGGGUGGCAUUGCGAUUAUACAGGGUCGGCAGGAUAGUGUGGUUCCUGCUGGUGGGGUUGAAAAGUUUGUGGAAAGGGCGAGGGAGGUUACGAGGGGCAAGGCUGGGAAUGAGGGGCUAGUGCUUACUAUCCGGGAUGGGGAGCAUGGGUUCGAUGAGGGGUCAAGGUAUAGUGAGGAGUGGUUGAGAGAUACGUUCAAGGUUGCGGUUGACGCUUGGGUGAAAUAG